Messenger RNA from Hibiscus syriacus, 659 nucleotides. Its product is annotated as polyubiquitin-like. Gene Ontology annotation, molecular function: ubiquitin protein ligase binding; protein tag activity. NCBI's taxonomy places the organism in Eukaryota, Viridiplantae, Streptophyta, Magnoliopsida, Malvales, Malvaceae. The coding region runs from base 86 to 589 and encodes 167 amino acids. The transcript has 2 exons. Gene Ontology annotation, biological process: protein ubiquitination; modification-dependent protein catabolic process. The record is from RefSeq and is a predicted model, not a curated record. Gene Ontology annotation, cellular component: nucleus; cytoplasm.
AUUCCGGACCUUCAAACCAAAUCCAUACAAAUUCAUAUAAUCUCUAAUCGAAAAUCGUUGCGAAAAAAAAAUCCCAGCUUUAAAGAUGCAAAUCUUCGUGAAAACCCUCAACGGCAAGACCAUAACUCUCGAGGUCGAGAGAUCCGACACCAUCGACAACGUCAAGGCGAAGAUCCAAGACAAGGAAGGCAUCCCACCCGACCAACAGCGUCUCAUCUUCGCCGGAAAACAGCUGGAAGACGGAAGGACGUUGGCCGAUUAUAACAUCCAAAAGGAAUCGACCCUUCACCUUGUGUUGAGGCUGCGUGGUGGGAUGCAGAUUUUUGUCAAGACCUUGACCGGGAAAACGAUUACCUUGGAAGUUGAAAGCUCGGAUACGAUUGAUAAUGUUAAGGCUAAGAUUCAGGGCAAGGAAGGGAUCCGACCUGAUCAGAAAAGGCUUAUCUUUGCUGGUAAACAAUUGGAAGAUGGCCGGACUUUGGCUGAUUAUAAUUUCAGAAAGAGUCCACCCUUCACCUCGUUCUUCGUCUCCGUGGCAGUCAAUCUCCGCUUUAUGAUCUAUGCCCGUAACAAGUGUUUUACCAUCUAAUAUGCAAACACCAUUGCUUGCGUGGAGGAAAGAAACCGCUAUCCAAUAUCACCAAUGUCCAACAUAGGCA